Symbiodinium natans is the source of this 864-nucleotide messenger RNA. The record is from the annotation of a GenBank genome assembly. NCBI's taxonomy places the organism in Eukaryota, Dinophyceae, Suessiales, Symbiodiniaceae.
AUGGCCUCCUCGAGGAUUGGCGCUGGGGAUUAUGUGCCGUCCUGCUCGACGCACUACCCGCCGCUGCAGUUCGGCGGAGGACCCGACGAUGCCGACAUCUUCGGCGAGGGCGGCGAAUCGGAGUCGCCUAACCAGCGACGCUUCCUGGACCUCGAUUCGACGGGCCUCCCCGUCGCCUGGGCAUCGCCGCCCGCGCUGCCGGUCCCGCCCAGGCAGCAGCCCCGCCGCCGCAGGCGCGGGCUGCGGUCUGCGGUGGUUGGCAUACGGCGUUGUCAUCCGGCGGGGCCGAUUGGCCUGCCGUGGACGCCGGCAGGCCCGCCACCGCCAACGCCGAUCCCAUCUGUGGCGCCGCCGGCCCCAGCCCUGCCCAGCGGCGCCCUUCUCCAUCUGGGGUAUGGCGAGGCGGUUCGGCAGGGUGGUGCCGUACCCGCCCGCGCCCGGCGCUGGUGCCAGCUCCGUGGGAGUACCCACACACGGCGCCGCCGCCGCCGCUGCCUUCGUCGUGGGUGCCGAGGUGGCCGGGUGGGCGGCCGUUCAACCUCCAGCCAGCGUCUGCGGCGAUGUUUGAUCCGCGGGCGGCGCUGGUUCAGCUGCGCCAGCCCGGGGUCACGCCAGGGGCCUCUCCCACCGACGUGGAACGCCGUCGCCGCCAUGUGGCCGCCGGCUUCCCGGCACUGGAUCGGCGUCGCUGUCAUUGAGCGGACGCCCGGCAGUAGCGUAGUGGGGAUCCACAAGUCGUCGCCGUCGUUUGUGCACGACCGGCGUCGCCUUGCAUGUGGCAGGGCAGCAUCGUCGCACGCCGUCAGGGGUCAGUUGACCUUUGUGCCGGCGCACGAGCUGCUCUGCCGUGUUUGUUUCCCCUGA